This is a messenger RNA of Ailuropoda melanoleuca (giant panda), 4598 nucleotides long. RefSeq names its product F-box protein 47 (gene FBXO47). Gene Ontology annotation, molecular function: protein binding. Bases 369 to 1727 code for a protein of 452 amino acids. The record is from RefSeq and is a predicted model, not a curated record. Lineage: Eukaryota; Metazoa; Chordata; Mammalia; Carnivora; Ursidae. The transcript has 11 exons.
UUCCCCAGUACUUUCUUGAGAUAGUUUUAUCUUUUUAUGGACUGAAGGGGGUAAAAAAUGCAUCACCAUGUGGUUUGAUUCUUAUAUCGGCCAGUUUCUGCUUUAUGGCCUCCCAAAUUUACCUCUCUUGGAGGUGUUUGGCGCCAAUACCCGAGCAGAUGUGGUGGGUCUCUUCUAAGGAUUUUCUUAGGUUAAAACAAAAUAGAAAUCGCGGUAAAUUGCUGUUGGACGGUUUUCUCUGAAAGGGGGGGGAAAGUUCAGCCGAGAAGGCCCUCAAAGCCUUUCACCGUCAACGAGUGGGGUGGAACGGAGACAUGGAAACAUUUUAUUACUAUUAUUUUGGAUAAAUUCAUGAGAUAAGAAAAAGGAUGGCAUCUAGAGUAAAUACCAGUUUCACUCUGAUUCCCAACCAGAAAUAUAGACGUAGUAAUCGUCGAUCCAGCAGCUAUUUUUCCAACACCCUUGGCUCAGAUUCUCAGCCCUUAUCAACGCUUGGAAAUUUUAAAGCCUUGCCAUUGGAAAUAUUCCAAAUAAUCUUAAGAUAUUUGUCAGUGAAGGAUAUCAGCAUGCUAAGCAUGGUGUCCAAAACAGUCAGCCAGCACAUUAUUAAUUACAUCUCAACCUCUUCAGGAAGCAAAAGACUUUUACUACAGGAUUUUCAUAACCUUGAGCUGCCUAGCAAGAGACAAGACUCUGCCAUACUGGAACAUUACAGAUCUCUAGGCUUGCUAUUUAAAAGAUGUACGUUGCUGCUACCCACAAGGGAAAGACUGAAGUACAUUCACAAGAUACUGGCAGAAGUUUCCUGUUUUAAAUUCAAUGGCUGUGCAGCUCCUAUCCAGUGUGUAGGAUUACCAUGUUAUGGCAUGUUUUUACAGACCUUAACAGCAGGUUGGGAUGAACUCGAGUGCCAUCGUGUAUAUAACUUCUUAUGUGAGCUGACUAAUCUCUCCCGCAAGAUGCAGACUAUUGUCUGCAGCAAACCAGGAAGUGCCCGAAAACUGGAGUUAAGGAUCAGACUGUUCUGUAGGAAUGUCCUGCUUGAUCACUGGACACAUCGAAGUGAUUCUGCUUUUUGGUUGACACGUAUAUUAAAACCAUGGCCAAUGGUGAAUCAGGCAAGAUUAUUGUAUAUCAUCUUCGGACCCAUAUCUCCUCAAGAUGGACAGGUGGUUUGGCAGAAAAUGAUAGAAGGACCUACAGAUGAAUCCAGUCUGAGAGGUUUGGCUGAUGCUAUUAAAUUACUGUAUGACACAGGCACCAAAGAGUGGACAGCAGAUGGUGUUAUCAGUCUUGUAGAUGAACUAUCAGUGGUUCCCCGUGAGUGGCUUCUAGAGAAUGUUGCACGUCUCCUAAUCCUAAGUGGGAGCAACAUCUGUUUCACUUUCAUGGCUAGUAAAGCUGUGAAUGGACGGGCCAUUGAAUUGGCAAAGCUGAUAGUCUUUUUGGCUUUGGUGUGUGAGAAAGAACUAUACUGCAUGGAUUGGGCAGUUAAAAUGAUGCAAAAAGUCUGUAAAGUCUUUAGCAGUGCCAUGGAAAGAAAUAACUUCCUGCAGAAUGUGGCAAAUGCGUUUGCAUGUGUUAUAAUGGAAAUGCUUCAGUCAGUUAUGUCCGGAGACCAUGAUGAAGACGACAGAAGCUUUUUGAAUUUGUUCCAUCUUGUGCACGCUCAGGCAAACUUCCAUAAGGAGGUCUUGUAUUUGACCAUGAAUACUCUUUCUACCUAAAUACUCAGAAAGCCUUACAUUUAGAGACUACCUCACUGAACAAACAAUUGGAAGAGUGCGACUUUUCCAAACUCAAAGAAUAGCUAGCAUCCAUGGGACUUUUUAUCACCUCAGUACCCUAAGAAUUCCACAGCUGCACAGAAUUUUAGAAGCAACUGCUUGCACCAUUAUUAAUAUAAAAAUUACUGGCAUACCCAAGAGUGUAUUGAGAUUUCUCUGGAAAACAAGCUGUGCCUCUCCAGAUUUUGGUAAACCUAACACCCAACUAAAUAGAGCAUUAGUGUCCAAGAAUCAGGGGUCAACCUGUAUAUGUGGAUGUUUGAAACAAGGGAAAAUUCUGUUUUGUAGGUAGAGCCGACUCAAAUUCACUAAAUGGCUUGUAUCUGUUCACUUUGCUUAGGCUGUGUAGACGUAACCUAGAAUGCUUUAUAAAGAUCUGCAAUAUGAUGCUUUAGAAUGUGUGGAUAUAAAUCACAUUUUUUUACCACCUUUUUGGCAUAUGAUUACAAAGAAUGUUAUAUUUUGUUGAUGUUUUACAUGAACUAACAUAUCAAAAGCUAAAGGAAGUAUGUGUAUAUACCUAUUCAUACAUAUAUAAGUACGUCUGGAUAUCUAUAUACAUACACACACACAUACACAUUUCCUCCUUUAAGACAAAAGUCUAGAAACAGAGGAAAGUAUAUGUUGUCUUAAUACAAUUAAGUCAUCUUUUAUUACUUCCUGGAGAUUAGAGUAAAAUGUCACAAAUAAGGGAGAAUAUAAAAUGAAAGAAAGUACCCAUUCUGCUGCCAGAACAAUCUUCACAAAUAAUUUGCACUUCUUCCUAAAGCUUUCAUCCCUUUCUUAAAGAGUGGGGCUCCAAGGAACCUGGAAGCAGCGUGCAUGGUGAGGGCAGCCCUGAGAGAGUGGGGUUUCCCUCCAGUAAAUGGAUUCCAAAAAGCUCCAGGACUAUUCAUUCUGACUAGCAUUUACCCACCGCUUUUCCUAUUAAAAUAGAAAUGAAUAGUGUCUCACGGGGCUGAAAUCAUGCUGGGGCCCUCUUGGAUCUCCCAUUUUCUUUUCCUUGGGUUUGAUCAUUUUAUUUCUGCUGAAGACAUACCCACCCCCACUGGACUUCUCAGAGGCUGGCUUUCUUUUCCUAAGCUCUUGACUUCACUCACCUCUGCAGCUGAGGAAGGAAAGGAACACAAGAAAAUAUAGAAAUCCCUCACAGAAGUGGGGUGUAAAUUGUGGGAAAUUCUCAAGUGUUUGGUAAGAGGGACUCAGAGGUUUAAUAGGAUUGAGGAAGAGUGCAAAUUUUGGGAAAAAAAUGUAAAGUGUGAUAACAAGAUUUUACUAUAUUUCAGUAACAAAAGCACUUACCUACAUUUUUGAAAUGUCAGAAAUUAACUACCUUUCCCUGAUGAAUUGUCCAACUAUAAUUUCAUUGGUUGCAGGAAUUUUUUUCUCUAGAGUUUAGUAUUUGUAUUUUCAUGCAGAAACAAAGUUCUUGCUUUUCUCCUGGUUUCAUUUUCUUCCUCUCAUUUUAAGAAUUCACCCACAGUUAAAUUAUAAAGAUUAAAAAUUGGCAGAUACCAGAAUACAAAACAAUACCUUGAUUUUAGCCUUUUCUUCCCCCUCUCUCACUCUUUUUCCUGUACAUGCUUUGGAGAGCCUAAUCCAUUUACUUAUCAAAACACUGGUGAUUCCAAGUUGACAGUAUCCCCAUUAGAUUAUAUGGGAGCGGGAGAAAAGUAGAGGAAAAAGUAAAAAUUUUAGUAUAAACUGAAUAUUUUUAGUAUUUAACUCAAUAGAUAUUAAGUUUCAUUCUCUUAGAGAAAGAAAUUUGGCUUUGUGAAGUUUCCUUGAAUUAUCCAAGUCCCCACAGUGGUUUACAAAAGAAGCAUGGUUUAACUUAACACAUUUUUGACCCAGAUUUUGAAUCUCCUUAUACACUUGAACUGACAUGACUGCUACUAUAAAAUUUUUUAAACAUAUUGUUAUAUUAUCCUAGAUAAUUGUGAGAUUAUUAUCUUACCCUCCGCCAAAAUUUGGAACAUAAAAAAAUCGAAUUCAUUCUUUGGGUGCAGUAGAUAAAUGAUAUCAUCUUGCUACCAAUAAAAAGUAAACUGACAAGUUCUUCAUUCAGUUAUCAAUAGACAAAAAUAACACUGAAACCAAACUUGCAAUUUCCUCAGUUCAGCCGCUCGAGGUUUGUUUGGUUUUUUUUGCCAAAUACAUUUGUCAUCAGGAAUAAAGUGUGAUUUCAAAUGUUUAAGUGGGAGAUUAACUUGCAAAAACACAUAUUGUUAUUGCUGGUAUCGAUGUUUAAGUGACAGUAUGGGCACUCAUAGUACCACCAGAAAAGGAGUAUUGGCAAAAUGCAUAGCCUAAAAUUACUAGGAGAUUGUCCACUUCUAACUGACUUUAGAACAGUCAUAACAUAACAACAUGAGCUGCUAACAGGUCAAAUAAUUUAUCCUAUAUCUUUUCCUAAAUUAGAAGAUUGACCUGGUGUAGCUCUUUUUUGCUUUUUGAUAAUGAUUCCCUCGGUCUCCUUUGACUUUCAUUUGAGGCUGAUUUUUACUUCUACUAGGAAGCAAGCCCCAUGACACAUCAUUAUAGUUACCUUACCGCUGUUUCUAAACACACACACACACACCACACACACACAAUACUAAUAAACUAAGGACAUUUCUUUGCUUAGAAACUAAAGUUUAUAUCUUGUGAUGAAUACUCUGUACCUUAAGAAACCAUGGAACAUCUAUCCUUAACACUUUUUAAAAUAAUUCUUUCUCAUGCCUUUUUUUUUUUUUAAAGAUUUUAUUUAUUUAUUUGACAGAGAUAGAGACAGCCAGUGAGAGAGGGAACACAAGCGGGGAGUGGGAGAGG